Messenger RNA from Anopheles arabiensis, 1401 nucleotides. RefSeq names its product L-dopachrome tautomerase yellow-f-like. The transcript is spliced from 3 exons. The coding region runs from base 27 to 1295 and encodes 422 amino acids. Gene Ontology annotation, cellular component: extracellular region. Lineage: Eukaryota; Metazoa; Arthropoda; Insecta; Diptera; Culicidae. The record is from RefSeq and is a predicted model, not a curated record.
GAAUAUUCAAGAUUGGGAGGGUUAGUAUGUUCAACCUAGAAAUGAAUGGUACGCGCUGCUUCGUUUUUAAGAUCCUUUGGGGGCUUUUCGUGCUGGGAGUAGCUGGCACAGAGUUUGAGAAAGUCUUCGAAUGGAAACAGAUAUCCUACACGAAUUUGCCGGAUCGAAGCAAAGGUUCUACCGACAAUGAAACGUUUCAGGCGUACAACAACGUCCCCAUGGGUGCGACGCAUCACAAAAACCGCCUGUUCAUCACCAUUCCUCGCCGAAGACCCGGCAUUCUGGCCACGCUGAACGUGAUCGAUAUGACGAAGGUGUCACGAGGUGAUCGUAGCCCACCGCUCCAAGCCUACCCCUCAUAUUCGAUCAACGAACUGCAGCCACAGUACGAACCCGACCUGCACAAGCUGAUCUCGGUGUACCGCACCAGGGUGGAUGCCUGCGAACGGCUCUGGUUCGUCGAUACGGGUAUGCUCGAGUAUCCCGGUAAUCGAAUGCAGGUGCAGCGGCCCCAGAUCUGGAUUAUCGAUUUGAAGCGCGACCAGCUGGUCCAGCGGUACACGAUACCGGCAUCGAUCGUACGGGAAGGCGUCGGUAUGGCCAGCCUCACCGUGGACGUGGAAGCGACGGAUUGCGAUGCAGCUUACGCUUACAUCCCGGAUCUUGUCGCAAACGCGAUCCACGUGUACGGUUUGCGCGAGAACGACAUGUGGUCGUUUAACCACAGCUCCUUCGCACACGAUCCUACCCGGGCCGCGUUGAACGUGGCCGGCCAGAGGUUCGAGUGGGACGAUGGAGUGUUUUCGAUAGCGCUCGGACAGAACGAUACGCUGGCCAGUGGGAAGAUGGUGUACUACCAUCCAAUGGUUAGUACGACCGAGUUCGGGACGUUUACGAACGUGCUGCGAAGCAAAUGGAUUGCACUGUCGGGAAAUUACGCCAGUCUGUUCGAGCCGUUGGGUGACCGCGGUCCUAAUACACAAUCCACGAUGCACCAUUACGAUGCGCGUACCGGGGUACUGUUCUAUGCGGAGAUAAACCGGAACUCUAUUGGCUGCUGGAACACGAGGCAAGUGUGCGAGGCCGGCAAUCACGCGGUUGUGCAUCUGGACAAUCGGGAGCUGAUCUAUCCGUCCGACCUGACCAGCGACUCCGACGGUGUGCUGUGGGUGUUGACGAAUAAUUUGCCCGUGUGGAUUUACGGGCGGUUGAACGAGAGUGACUACAAUUUUCGCAUAUGGCGCCAGGAUCCGGCCGUCGCCAUCCGGGGUACAAAGUGUGACAAUGUAGCUUAGAAGCUGUUUGGACCGAUGAGACAUCUAUGACCGUACAUAUUGGUUUCAGGGGAUUAAACAAUAUUUUCGUCCAAAUAUAAAGUGAAUACAUUUACAUGAAUUGCAA